CUUUGAACUUCGGAGGAAAUUUUAUUUUAUUUUUUGUUUGUUUGUUUGUUUUUCAUUCCUAGAUGCCCCGUGCCAAGUCCCACCGGCGGGCCCAGGCCCAGAAGCGGAGGAUGGCGCAGCCGCAGCCAUGGACCCCCCAGCCGCCUGUCCCCGAGUUCGUUGCUCGGCGCGGUACAGGGUACCGCCAUCGCGUGCGGAGAUGGCCGACUUCGAAGCUGACCCAGCGGAGCUUCAAGUUGGUCACUCCUGCCCAGAAGCCGGACCAGAAGAUGGUGUUCGUCGUGGGAGACUCCCACCUGCGGGCCCUGGUGGAUGGGAUCGUCGCGAUGCCGGAGGUACCUCUCUCUUUCUCUUUUCUCUCUGUUCCAGGUGCGCAUGCAGCAGAGCUGAGGAAGGAGGUGUCCCACGCCGCUCUCCCCUGGACCCCGGACGUGGUGUGUGUGCUCGCCCCGAGCAACAACCUGACAGCCAGCAGGAACAUCGGAGAGGCGUCGCUGGACUUCGGUGCUCUCCUGGCUACAGUUUGCAACCGCUGGGCGAAGGUGUUCGUGCUGGACUUCCCUCCACGCUUGAACAUCGAGCCUGGCCUGCAGGAGCUGUUCCGCCAGGAGUACCGCCGUGUCGCAGCACGCAUGGGUGCACCUCAGCGACAGCGACGGAACGCCGAUCCUCGUCCAGGCCCUGUGGGACGCCGCGGUCCGCCAGCUGACUCCUCCUCCUCCUCCUCCUCCCUCGGUGCCCCCCCGGACAUCGCCUCGUGCCAGGGUCUCCCCCGUGCUGGUUGUGACUGGACACAGCCCCGCGCCCCGCCACCGUGA
Messenger RNA from Myripristis murdjan (pinecone soldierfish), 818 nucleotides. RefSeq lists its product as uncharacterized. The coding region runs from base 63 to 818 and encodes 251 amino acids. The transcript has 5 exons. The record is from RefSeq and is a predicted model, not a curated record. NCBI's taxonomy places the organism in Eukaryota, Metazoa, Chordata, Actinopteri, Holocentriformes, Holocentridae.